AUGAAGAGUGACCGGUCCAUGGAUAAACCUAUAGAUUUUAAACAUGAACAACCAGCUGAUAGAAGAGUGGACCAGGAGAGCUCAGAGGUUCCCAGUGGUCAGUCUGCCCAGCAGCAUCAAACACACCUGGACUCCAUAUUUAUGCUGCUGGAGGAGAACAUCGUCACUUUUGUGAAGAACGAGCUGAAGAAGAUGCAGAAGGUUCUGAGUCCAGAUGACCCAGAAUGCUUAGAGAGUCAGAGGGAGGAUGAGGAGGUGUCGGACGGUGAGGAGGAAGAGCAGAGGAGGAGCAGCAGAGACGCAUUUCUGAAGAUCACACUGCACUUCCUGAGGAGAAUGAAGCAGGAGGAGCUGGCUGACUGUCUGCAGAUCAGAAGUCCUGCUGCAAAGUGUCGACGUAAACUCAAGUCUAACCUGCAGAAGAAGUUCCAGUGUGUGUUUGAGGGGAUCGCUAAAGCAGGAAACCCAACCCUUCUGAAUCAGAUCUACACACCGCUCUACAUCACAGAGGGAGGGACUGCAGAGGUCAAUGAUGAACAUGAGAUCAGACAGAUUGAAACAGCAUCCAGGAAACCAGACAGACCAGAAACAUCAAUCAGACAAGAAGACAUCUUUAAAGCCUCACCUGGAAGAGAUGAACCAAUCAGAACAGUGAUGACAAAGGGAGUGGCUGGCAUUGGGAAAACAGUCUUAACACAGAAGUUCACUCUGGACUGGGCUGAAGACAAAGCCAACCAGGACAUACACUUCACAUUUCCAUUCACUUUCAGAGAGCUGAAUGUGCUGAAAGAGAAAAAGUACAGCUUGGUGGAACUUGUUCAUCACUUCUUUACUGAAACCAAAGAAGCAGGAAUCUGCAGGUUUGAAGAGUUCCAGGUUGUGUUCAUCUUUGACGGUCUGGAUGAGUGUCGACUUCCUCUGGACUUCCAACACACUGAGAUCCUGACUGAUGUUACAGAGUCCACCUCAGUGGAUGUGCUGCUGACAAACCUCAUCAGGGGGAAACUGCUUCCCUCUGCUCGCCUCUGGAUAACCACACGACCUGCAGCAGCCAAUCAGAUCCCUCCUGAGUGUGUCUGCAUCGUGACAGAGGUCAGAGGGUUCACUGACCCACAGAAGGAGGAGUACUUCAGGAAGAGAUUCAGAGAUGAGGAGCAGGCCAGCACCAUCAUCUCCCACAUCAAGACCUCACGAAGCCUCCACAUCAUGUGCCACAUCCCAGUCUUCUGCUGGAUCACUGCUACAGUUUUGGAGGAUGUGUUGAAAAGCAGAGAGGGAGGAGAGCUGCCCAAGACCCUGACUGAGAUGUACAUCCACUUCCUGGUGCUUCAGUCCAAACUGAAGAACAUCAAGUAUGAUGGAAGAGCUGAGACAGAUCCACAUUGGAGUCCAGAGAGCAGGAAGAUGAUUAAGUCUCUGGGAAAACUGGCUUUUGAGCAGCUGCAGAAAGGCAACCUGAUCUUCUAUGAAUCAGACCUGACAGAGUGUGGCAUCCAUAUCAGAGCAGCCUCAGUGUGCUCAGGAGUGUUCACACAGGUCUUUAAAGAGGAAAGAGGGCUGUACCAGGACAAGGUGUUCUGCUUCGUCCAUCUGAGCGUUCAGGAGUUUCUGGCUGCUCUUCAUGUCCAUCUGACAUUCAUCAAGUCUGGAGUCAAUCUGCUGGCAGAACAACAAACAACAUCUCAGAUACGUUUCUACCAGAGAGCUGUGGACGAGGCCUUAAAGAGUCCAAAUGGACACCUGGACUUGUUCCUCCGCUUCCUCCUGGGUCUUUCACUGCAGACCAAUCAGACUCUCCUACGAGGUCUGCUGACACAGACAGGAAGUAGCUCACAGACCAAUCAGGAAACAGUUGCGUACAUCAAGAAGAAGAUCAGUGAGAAUGUGUCUGCAGAGAGAAGCAUCAAUCUGUUCCACUGUCUGAAUGAACUGAAUGAUCGUUCUCUAGUGGAGGAGAUCCAACAGUACCUGAGAUCAGGAAUUCUCUCCACAGAUAAACUGUCUCCUGCUCAGUGGUCAGCUCUGGUCUUCAUCUUACUGUCAUCAGGAAAAGAUCUGGAUGUGUUUGACCUGAAGAAAUACUCUGCUUCAGAGGAGGCUCUUCUGAGGCUGCUGCCAGUGGUCAAAGCCUCCAACAAAGCUCUACUGACUGACUCUAACCUCUCAGAGAGAAGCUGUGCAGCUCUGUCCUCAGUUCUCAGCUCCCAGUCCUCUAGUCUGAGAGAUCUGGACCUGAGUAACAACAACCUGCAGGAUUCAGGAGUGAAGCAGCUUUCUGCUGGACUGGAGAGUCCACACUGUGGACUGGAAACUCUCAGGCUGACUGACUGUAACCUCUCAGAGAGAAGCUGUGCAGCUCUGUCCUCAGUUCUCAGCUCCCAGUCCUCUAGUCUGAGAGAUCUGGACCUGAGUAACAACAACCUGCAGGAUUCAGGAGUGAAGCAGCUUUCUGCUGGACUGGAGAGUCCACACUGUACACUGGAAACUCUCAGCCUGCAGCCUGCUGGAGUCCGAUGCUUGACACCAGGUCUGAGGAAGUAUGCCUGUGAACUGGAACUGGAUUCAAACACAAUGAACAGAGAACUCAAACUGUCUGAUAACAACAGGAAGGUGACAUAUGUGAAGGAGGAUCAGUCAUAUCCUGAUCAUCCAGACAGAUUUGACUACAGGCCUCAACUGCUGUGUAGAAAUGUUCUGACUGGUCGCUGUUACUGGGAGGUCGAGUGGAGAGGAAACGUUGAUAUAUCAGUGAGUUACAGAAGAAUCAGCAGGAAAGGAGACAGUACUAACUGUUGGUUUGGAUGGAACGAUCAAUCCUGGAGACUGAGCUGCUCUGAUGGUCGUUACUCUGUACGUCACAAUAAGAGAGAAACACCCAUCUCCUCGUCCUCCUCCUCCUCCUCCUCCUCCUCCUCCUCCUCUGUCUCUAACAGAGUAGCAGUGUAUGUGGACUGUCCUGCUGGCACUCUGUCCUUCUACAGAGUCUCCUCUGACACACUGAUCCACCUCCACACAUUCAACACCACAUUCACUGAACCUCUGUGUGCUGGGUUUGGGUUCUGGACAUCUGGUUCCUCAGUCUCUCUGUAGGAGGGAGA
Molecule: messenger RNA, 3098 nt
Organism: Scomber scombrus (Atlantic mackerel)
Lineage: Eukaryota; Metazoa; Chordata; Actinopteri; Scombriformes; Scombridae
Product: NLR family CARD domain-containing protein 3-like
Exons: 8
Coding region: 1-3090 (1029 amino acids)
Molecular function (GO): protein binding
Source: RefSeq, a predicted model, not a curated record